Enhydra lutris kenyoni (northern sea otter) is the source of this 3061-nucleotide messenger RNA. RefSeq names its product inhibitor of nuclear factor kappa B kinase subunit epsilon. The record is from RefSeq and is a predicted model, not a curated record. Lineage: Eukaryota; Metazoa; Chordata; Mammalia; Carnivora; Mustelidae. Gene Ontology annotation, molecular function: protein serine/threonine kinase activity; ATP binding. Gene Ontology annotation, cellular component: cytoplasm. Gene Ontology annotation, biological process: peptidyl-serine phosphorylation. Bases 172 to 2328 code for a protein of 718 amino acids. The transcript has 22 exons.
AAAGCUCGGCGGGUGCCACGCGCUCCCACCAGCCUGCCAGUCCCCCAGCGGAGAUGGGCUCAGCUCCUGGACUUGCCACAGACAGAAAGCAUAACAGACACUCUCCCGGGAGAGUCUCUGCCUGAUCCGCGGCUGCUCGGAGCGCGGGGCCCAGGGCGGCCGGCCAGCCAGAUGCAGAGCACCGUCAAUUACCUCUGGCACACGGACGACCUGCUGGGGCAGGGGGCCACUGCCAGCGUGUACAAGGCCCGGAACAAGAAAUCUGGGGAGCUGGUUGCCGUGAAGGUCUUCAACACGGCCAGCUACCUGCGACCCCGCGAAGUUCAAGUGAGGGAGUUUGAGGUCCUGCGGAAGCUGAACCACCAGAACAUCGUCAGGCUCUUUGCGGUGGAGGAGACGGGGGGCAGCCGGCAUAAGGUGCUGGUGAUGGAGUACUGCUCUAGCGGGAGCCUGCUCAGCGUGCUCGAGAGCCCCGAGAACGCCUUCGGGCUGCCUGAGGAGGAGUUUCUGGUGGUGCUGCGCUGUGUGGUGGCCGGCAUGAACCACCUGCGGGAGAAUGGCAUCGUCCACCGAGACAUCAAGCCUGGAAACAUCCUGCGCCUCCUGGGGGAGGAGGGGCAGAGCAUCUACAAGCUGACAGACUUCGGGGCCGCCCGGGAGCUGGAUGACGAUGAGAAGUUCGUCUCUGUCUAUGGCACUGAGGAGUACCUGCACCCUGACAUGUAUGAGCGGGCCGUGCUUCGCAAGCCCCAGCAGAAGACAUUCGGGGUGACUGUGGAUCUCUGGAGCAUUGGGGUCACCCUGUACCAUGCAGCCACGGGCAGCCUGCCCUUCGUCCCCUUUGGGGGGCCACGGCGCAACAAGGAGAUGAUGUAUCGGAUUACCACGGAGAAGCCAGCCGGGGCCAUCGCGGGCACUCAGAAGGAGGAGAACGGGCCCCUGGAGUGGAGCUACACCCUCCCCGUCACCUGCCGACUGUCCUUGGGGCUGCAGAGCCAGCUGGUGCCCAUCCUGGCCAACAUCUUGGAGGUGGAGCAGGCCAAGUGCUGGGGCUUCGACCAGUUCUUCGCGGAGACCAGCGACAUCCUGCAGCGAGUCGUCGUGCACGUGUUCUCCCUGUCCCAGGCGGUCCUGCACCACGUCUACAUCCACGCCCACAACACGAUAGCCAUCUUUCUGGAGGCCGUGUAUGAGCAGACCAGGGUGGCCCCCCAACACCAGAAGUUCCUCUUCGAGGGUCACUUCUGGGUCCUUGAGCCCAACUUGUCAGCACAACACAUUGCCCACACGACCGCAAGCAGCCCCCUGACCCUGUUCAGCACAGCCAGUGAGACCCCCAAGGGGCUGGCCUUCAAGGACCCUGCUCAGGACAUCCCCAAGUUCUUCCCCAAAGUGGACCUGCAGGCAGAUUACACCACCGCCAAGAGCGUCCUGGGCGCUGGCUACCAGGCCCUGUGGCUGGCGCGGACCCUGCUGGCCGGGCAGGAGCUCAUGCUUCGGGGGCUGUACUGGUGUGUGGAGACACUCCAGGCUACGUGCAGGCGGACGCUGGAGGUCACGCGGAUGGCCCUCCUCUUCCUCAGCAGCAGCCUGGGCACUGAGAGGUUCAGCAGUGUGGCUGGGAUGACUGAGAUGCAGGAGCUGAAGAAGGUCACGGAGCUGAGGUCCAGGCUGCGGGCUUUGGCAGAGGCCCUCUCCAGAUGUUCCCACAGUAUCACAGAGUCCCAGACAAACCUGAGCAACCUAAGGUCUGAGCUGCUGAAGAACCGGGAUCAGGUACAUGCGGACAGAAGCAUCCAGCAGAUUCAGUAUUGUUUGGACAAGAUGAACCUCAUCUACAAACAGUUCAAGAAAUCCAGAAUGAGGCCAGGGCUUGGCUACAACGAGGAGCAGAUUCACAAGCUGGAUAAGGUGAAUUUUAGUCGUUUAGCCAAAAGGCUCCUGCAGCUGUUCCAGGAGACGUGUGUGCAGAAGUAUCAGACGUCCCUGGUCACGCACGGCAGGUGGAUGAGGGAGGUGCACGAGACCAGGAACCAUUUGCGCAUGGUCGGCUGUUCUGUGGCUGCCUAUAACACAGAAGCCCAGGGAGCCCAGGAGAGCCUCAGCAAGAUCCUUGACCAGGUAUCUCACCAGCUCCUUCAGGACAGAACAAGGGAGGCUCAGGUCUCCCCACCCCUGACAGCCCCCUAUCCCAGCCCUGCACUGACAGACCUGGUUCUCCAGAUGCAGGAGCUCUGUGAGGAGAUGAAGCUGCUGGCCUUUGACCUUCAGGACAACAAUCACGUCAUUGAAGGGUUAAGUCGGCCCCCGUCGGCUCCUGACUCCUGAUCUCUGAGCUCUGGGCCGCCCGCCAUCCUGAAGCAUUAGAAUCAUCCGAACACUGCUCUCCUGCCUGCAGUAUGGGGCCUACCAAGGGAUCACGUCUGGUCCCUUCUCAUCAGCCUACCUCCCUCCUGGCCGACAGCUGGGAGACGUCACCAGCAUUACCUUCCACUGCCUCUCUGCCCAAAGCAGCAAUGGCAGGGUUUGGGGCGGCAGGUGCUCUGUCAGGACCCCUGCCUGGGCUGACCUUGGCGCCUCGUGCAGGCUCAGGUCACCUCUGGCAGGCCGCAGGGAGAAGAGGCUCCCAUCGGCCUGCCUGCCCACCUCCUCUGGGCUAUAGGGGUUCGCUUCUCAGGGAACAGAAGGGGAGGCCUCUGGGGGUUUCCCUAGGAUGCUGGGUCAAAAGGCCUCAUUUCAGUCUUCCCUCAUCUUAAGGGGUUUUAUGUUGAACAUACAGCCCUGCCCUCUCCUGUGACUUCUGAAGGUUCCCGCUCUCUGCCCCAGGCAGGACAGAGCCUGACUCUCCCUCUACUCUGGGUCUGGCAGAGCCUGGGAGGAGAGAAUGGGGGGUCCAGGCCAGGUGCUAGGGCCUCGGGCACCCUCACCUUCCUCUCUCCCUGAGGCCUGACCGGGCCCUGGGAGACACAGCCGCGUUCAGCCGUGAGCACAGGCCUACAGGUCCAGAUAAGAGGCCUGCACCUUUGAGAAGGGGAAUAAAUGUGGCCUUCUUUUCUACUUC